AUGGAAUUCCUUCAGCAUUCUGCAGAUCAGCAGCAGCAGGUUGUCGCUCAUGACUCCACAGCAGCGGACCACUACGACGAAAUCCAACCAAACGCAGCACCUAACUGGAUAACAAGCUUAGAAGAGGAGCUAGACAAGAAAGUGUUGGUCAUUUUGCGGGAUGGCAAGAACCUCAUUGGUAUUUUGCGGUCAUUCGAUCAAUAUGGCAACUUAAUGCUGGAAGGCUGUGUCCAACGGAUUAUUGUCAAUAUGUUUUACAGUGAUGUAUACCAGGGGGUCAUGAUUAUAAGGGGGGAAAACAUUUUGCUGUUUGGAGCGUUUGAUGAAUCAAAGCCGAGCGGGCUAGUGUCCCGACCCCUUUGGGAGGUUUUAGAGAUGCAUGAGGAGCAGGAACAGCGUGAAAGCAGGAGAAGGCGCAGCCUGCGGCAGUUGGGCGACUUCCUCUAUGGCUAUGAUCUACCAGAUGAGUGA
Molecule: messenger RNA, 471 nt
Organism: Eimeria acervulina
Lineage: Eukaryota; Apicomplexa; Conoidasida; Eucoccidiorida; Eimeriidae
Product: U6 snRNA-associated Sm-like protein LSm1, putative
Exons: 2
Coding region: 1-471 (156 amino acids)
Biological process (GO): deadenylation-dependent decapping of nuclear-transcribed mRNA
Cellular component (GO): Lsm1-7-Pat1 complex; P-body
Molecular function (GO): RNA cap binding
Source: RefSeq, a predicted model, not a curated record